CAGUGGUCUGCUUGCCGUCCUGAUGCCUAAAACAAAUUACUAAUCUUGCGAUGGAACAUGAGAAGAAGUUGUUUAAAAAUGCAAAUUCUAAGGAACAACAUAUUCCGCAGUCACUGUCACAGCCACACGAACGACUACAUGGACAAAAACUGAAAGUCAGACAGACGCAUCAACAAUAUGUUAUGCAUAAUCAAAGCUGUGUUAGACCACAGAAUACACUAACUGCACCAUGUCGACCACAGGGUUUCCAGAGUCGAGCUUUUGGAAAUCAUAUGCCCCCAGAAAUGUUCACACAACAUCCAAAAGUUGUGAACUUGCAGCCAAAUGAGAAUUUGAGUGCCCAAGUAAAAGAGGAAGUGAUUGAUGAAGAUUUUAUUGGCUCAACAUUCUUACAUCAACACUAUUCUGCGAUUGAGCAGCAUAAGCAACACCAGUCGGUCGGAGCUUCUGCAGUUCCAAAUGGAAAUCCAAAUGCAGAAGAUUGGCAUGAUCUGGCAUUGUCUGAGGUGCAACGCCUCAGGACACACUUGCCUCUUUUGAAAAAGGCAUAUGUGAGGGCAUCUGAACAGUGUCUGCAGGUAGGGCAAACAGAGAAGAUGCAGAAGUACGAGCACGAUAAGAAUAUACUGCAAAAAAUUAUCAACUUUUUGAAAUUGCCCGAGGACAGAAUCAUAUCUUACACCAAAGAGAGCUUUUAUCGAUGUGUGCAAACAAUUGAAGAAACUCUGAAAGUUCAUGAGAAUGGCAGUAUAAACAUCGCCAGUAAGCAGCAGGCCCUACAUGGGCAGCCAAGCCUUUGUCAAUCUCAUAUAAACCCAGCUCAGCAAACUGAUAGUUCUGAUAGUUCUUCUCCUAGAGCGCCACGAGAAAUAGGUUCCUUGAGGUCAGAAGCAGACUGGAUUCAGAAAUAUACUCCGCGGAAUAGGCAACAUUCAGAAAAAAUCGAGCAAGAAUUUAAGUCCUCGUGGAUAAAGCAGAAUCAGAAGUCAACAGAAAAUAUCCAGGCAAUUCGUAGAUCAGGAAUGUAUUUGGAGAAUCACUUCAACUCGAAAUUCUCUCCUCAAACUCAUGAGGCUUCACGGCUUUCUCAGAUUGCAGAGCGAGCACUUCCCAAAAUUGCUUGCAAUUCUUUGUAUGGAAGAGCUUCUCCCACCUCUCCUUCAACAGAUGGGCUUGGAAAAAUUUCUUCAAAUGUUUCCUCCCUUUGGAGCCCAAUCUCUCAAUUCUCUCAAGAAACUACUCGUUUUGGAAACAAUGGACAAUUGUCAACAACAACUCAGCCUCAUAAUCGCUUGCUUAAAGCAGUUGAGUCAAUAUCAAAUGAAGCAUUAAGAGCAGCUAUACUAGAAAUAAGUUCAGUUACGAAUAUGGAAGACAGAAUAACAGAACCGUGGUUUUGCGAAAAGGAAACACAUUUAAGCUUGCAAGAUGGGGGCGGUUCCUCAAAGAAUAUGAAGCGAAAAAUGAAUGCAACAACCUUAAAUGACAUGCCAUCGCCCUGCAGUGAUAUUGUUGGGUCUGAACCAACAGUUACAUCAAUAAGCAAGAAGCUCAAGAAACUGUCUGAUAAUGCCCUAUUGGAAGAAAUGAGAAACAUAAACAGACAUUUCAUUGAAACGGUCUUAGAGUUAGAUACGGACGAGAUUGUGAAUAGGCGAUUGGCCAAUGCGGGUACCGUUCUUCGAUGUUCAUAUAGAGCUGCAACCGAAGGUAAAAAUUCAGUGUUCCAUUCUGAAAACAACACACUAAAGUUGCCAGUGCUUUCAGUGAAGCUGCUUGUGCCCCUGGAUUAUCCAGAAGAUUACCCUGUAUUCCUAAGCAAAUUGAACACAGACUGCGGGAAUCAAGGAUAUAGAAUUACAACUUCGUACGUCUUUGCCAAACUACAGGCGCCAUAUUCUUGGGAAGGAAAUGUAGUUGCUUCGGCUAUCCUCCCUGCUAUAUCUGAUAGAUGCAUUUCUUUUGAGAGAAAUAACCUUGCAACAUGGCGGUCCUCUGGGCUUUCUCUUAGUAGCCAUGGUCUAUCUUCACAAGCUGGUGCUGAGAACAGUGGAGAGGAAGAUGACUUGGAAGAUGGGUUUUCUGAACUUGAAACACUUCCAAGCACUAAUGCACUUGAACAUAAUAAAGCAGCUGAUGAAAAUGAAGGGGAAUUGACCUCCGAAUCAGAACUUGAUGAUGAUACUGUUGAUGAUGGGACUCAAAAUGAACUGGAUUUACCUGAGGUUGAAACUGAGCUUGGUGAAAAGAUAUCUGCGAAAAGGGCUCCUUCAGAGCUGUUCAAGGCUAUUUGGAGUGCUCCGGGUUUAUCUGUUCCCAGUGCACUUGACAAGUGGGUCAGUGAAGGAAAAGAAUUAAGCCGUGCUGACGUCUCUCUGGCUAUGCUCAAUCUUCGCAGACGUCGAAUGUUUGGGAAGGCUUUGCAGUUUUCAGAGUGGUUGGAAGCAAGUGGACAACUUGAGUUCGUUGACAGAGACUAUGCUUCUCGCCUUGACUUGAUUGCAAAGGUACACGGUCUCCAUAGGGCAGAAGGUUACAUCGCUAAAAUCCCAAAAUCAUUCCAGGGGGAGGUGAUAUACCGAACUCUUUUGGCUAACUGUGUGGUCGCCAACAAUGUAAAAAAAGCAGAGGAAGUAUUUAACAAAAUGAAGGACCUUGAAUUUCCAAUCACAGCCUUUGCUUGCAACCAGUUGCUUCUUCUUUACAAGAGACUUGACAAGAGGAAAAUAGCCGACGUUCUGUUGUUGAUGGAGAAAGAAAAUGUCAAGCCUUCUCUGUUUACUUACAAGAUCCUAAUAGAUGCUAAAGGCCUUUCAAAUGACAUGGUGGGUAUGGAACAAGUUGUUGAUACAAUGAAGGCUGAAGGAAUCGAACUUGAUGUAAAUACACUUUCCAUAUUAGCGAAGCACUAUGCUUCAGGUGGGCUUAAAGACAAAGCCAAGGCCAUCUUGAAGGAGAUGGAAGAUGUGAGCUCCAAAGAAUCUCGAUGGCCUUGCAGACUUUUACUUCCCCUUUAUGGAGAACUACAAAUGGAAGAUGAAGUGAGGAGGGUCUGGAAGAUCUGCGAGGCUAAUCCUCGCAUUGAAGAAUGCAUGGCUGCCAUUGUUGCAUGGGGAAAGCUGAAAAACGUCCAAGAAGCAGAGGAAAUUUUUGAUAGAGUUUCAAAAACGUGGAAGAAUCUUUCCUCGAAACAAUACUCUACCUUGUUGAAGGUUUAUGCAGACAAUAAGAUGCUGACGAAGGGCAAGGAUCUAGUCAAGCAGAUGGCAGACAGCGGUUGCCGAAUCGGUCCAUUAACAUGGAAUGCAGUUGUGAAACUGUAUGUGGAAGCUGGGGAGGUAGAAAAGGCAGAUUCUUUCUUGCAGAAGGCGGUCCAGAAAAACCAGAUGAAGCCAUUGUUUACAUCUUACAUGAUUAUCCUGGAUCAGUAUGCAAGGAGGGGUGACGUCCACAAUGCAGAGAAAAUGUUUCAUAGGAUGAGACUAUCAGGUUACGUGGCUAGAUUCAGCCAGUUUCAAGCUCUAAUACAGGCAUACAUUAAUGCCAAGGCUCCAGCCUACGGCAUGAAAGAGAGAAUGAAGGCCGAUAAUGUGUUUCCAAACAAAGCUUUGGCAGGAAAAUUAGCCCAAAUCGAUGCAUUCAGGAAGACAGCAGUGUCAGAUUUGCUUGACUGAGGAAUUUAAUUUGAUACUCUUGGAUGUAUGAACUCCUCGGAUUUCAACUCUAUUUUACAAAUCAAGUAUUUGUUAGUUAAUCUGGUGGCUGCGCUUUGAAAUUUGACAGCAGCAUACCUGUUAGGACAAACAGAACUACACAAUGGAUUGUACUGCACGUGUGUUAUAAUAUAUUUUGUUUGUUCGAAUA
Cucurbita pepo subsp. pepo (vegetable marrow) is the source of this 3864-nucleotide messenger RNA. The record is from RefSeq and is a predicted model, not a curated record. NCBI's taxonomy places the organism in Eukaryota, Viridiplantae, Streptophyta, Magnoliopsida, Cucurbitales, Cucurbitaceae.